CCUGGAGCUCAGCCCCGCCUCUUCAUUGUCCUGCUCCCCUCUUCAACACCACCCCCCCCAUUGGCCCGCCCCUUGCCUUGGCUCACUCUUGGGCAGACCGGAACCUGCCCUCUCCAGGGACUCCCGUCGCCUUCCUAGCUGAGUGGAUCCUAGCACCCCUGGAGGGGUGGCCGCAGAAGAGUUCCUUCUGGACUCAGAGAAGCAGGAUCCAGGCUCCAUCAGCUCAGUUCCCCUCCACCAAGAAACAGCCCAUCGAGCAGUACCUGGUGGCGCCAUGCUUCAUAACGUCAGCAAAGGUGUGGUGUAUUCAGAUACAGCCCUGAAGGGGCAGGAUGGGGACAAGGAAGGAAUGUGGGUAGGAGCUGGGGGAAUCCUAGCCCCCAAUACCUCCUCCCUAUUUCCCCCUGAGCCUCCAGGGGCCUCAAGCAACAUCAUUCCUGUCUACUGUGCUCUCCUAGCUACUGUAGUCCUUGGUCUGCUUGCCUAUGUGGCCUUCAAAUGCUGGCGCUCACGUAAGCAAAGACAACAGUUGGCUAAAGCUCGGACUGUAGAGCUGGGGGACCCUGACCGGGACCAAAGGCAUGGUGACAGCAGUGUCUUCGUGGAUUCUCCUCAUGGUCUGGAGCCCUGUAUUCCCAGCCAAGGACCACAUGCAGACCUUGGCUGCCGACUUUACCUGCAUAUUCCACAGCAGCAGCAGGAGGAAGUCCAGCGGCUCUUGAUACUGGGGGAACCUGCCAAGGGCUGGCGGGGGCUGGCAGGCCAACUGGGCUACCAAGCUGAAGCUGUGGAAACCAUGGCCUGUGACCAGGACCCAGCCUAUGCCCUGCUAAGGGACUGGGCUGCUCAAGAAGGCAGUAGAGCAACCCUCAGAGUGCUAGAGGAUGCUCUGACUGCCAUAGGCCGAGAAGAUGUGGUCCAGGUUUUGAGCUCACCAGCUGAGGGCUGCUCUGUGGUGUGAGUGACACAUCCCAGGGCACUUCUCCAGCUUCAUAAAAGAUCCAGCCACUUCAUUGGGGGGGAUGGGUAAGAGCAUGGGGCAUGGCUUUCCCCACAGGUCCUCUUUAUGUGCUCCAGCUAUUUUUUCUAUUUCUUUUUAAAAUCACGUAUUAAAGGCACCUUUGGAUUUUUUGUUCUA
Molecule: messenger RNA, 1138 nt
Organism: Rattus rattus (black rat)
Lineage: Eukaryota; Metazoa; Chordata; Mammalia; Rodentia; Muridae
Product: death domain-containing membrane protein NRADD
Exons: 5
Coding region: 275-961 (228 amino acids)
Biological process (GO): Rho protein signal transduction
Cellular component (GO): cell surface; plasma membrane
Molecular function (GO): nerve growth factor binding; coreceptor activity; death receptor activity
Source: RefSeq, a predicted model, not a curated record